Messenger RNA from Ilex paraguariensis (yerba mate), 1170 nucleotides. Lineage: Eukaryota; Viridiplantae; Streptophyta; Magnoliopsida; Aquifoliales; Aquifoliaceae. The record is from the annotation of a GenBank genome assembly.
AUGGUGGUGGGGUGUUUAACUAUACUGUCACUGAAAUGUUCCUGUACUGGAUACAAGCACUUGGAAAUCUGUAGAAGUGGUAAUCACUUAUUGUCAGUUAUCAAACUCUUAGACCUCCAUUUUUCUCCUCCUUACAAACUACGAAGGAUUUUGGAGUCAAGAGUUUUGGUGAAAUUGGAGUGCAAGUCAACUCUUUUUUUUGAGUUGUUGUCGUCUUCUAGUGAGUCAAGCUUGCACUUUUUGUUGUAUGUUAUCUGUUUUUCGAAUUAUAAGUGGAGUUACAAGGAUGAGAUUACAAACCCUGUGCCUUGCAGAUUCUUGGGGUGGAAAGGACAGCAUCUCAGCAGGAAAAUAAAGAAAGCAUACUACAAGUUGGCAUUACGGCUGCAUCCUGAUAAGAAUCCCGGCGAUGAGGAGGCCAAGGAGAAAUUUCAGCAACUGCAAAAGGUGAUAUCAAUUCUUGGUGAUGAGGAGAAAUGGGCACUCUUUGAUCAGGCUGGUUGUGUUGACGAUGCAGACCUUGCAGGGGAUGUUGUUCAGAAUUUAAAGGAGUUUUUCCAAGUAAUAUACAAAAAGGUUACUGAGGUUGAUAUUGAAGAGUUUGAAGCUAACUACAGAGGAUCUGACUCGGAGAAAAGUGAUUUGAUUGAUUUGUAUGAGAAGUACAAGGGCAAUAUGAACAGGCUUUUCUGUUCAAUGCUAUGCUCAGAUGCCAAGUUGGAUUCUCAUCGAUUCAAGGAUAGUCUGGAUGAGGCCAUAGCUACAGGAGAUCUGAAGCCAACGAAGGCAUAUAAGAAAUGGGCUAAGCAAGUACCUGAAACAAAAACUCGUACAAGUCCUUUAAGACAGAGGCGGAAAUCAAAAAAAGAGUCAGUAAGAUUUAUAUGCCAUUAUCUCAAAGCGCAAAAAUGAUAGAAGAGGCCAAGUUGAUUCCAUGUUAUCCUCUUGGAAGAAAAUCGAAAGUCCGAAGACGUCCAAAAAUUUGAAAGCUAAUUAUUUGCUGGUGUUAAGUCUUGCUUUCCAAGAUCUUACAACCAGAAGGCUGUGUUUGGAAGAUGUCCUAGAAGGUGUCAACUCUAAUAUAAAUUUUAGGAUUGGCAGGCACAAGAUUGAAACCCAUACCUUGGCCAAACUUUUUAAAUAAGCAUUCAUUUAGAAUCUCCAUCUCAG